Messenger RNA from Fusarium verticillioides 7600, 1121 nucleotides. RefSeq lists its product as hypothetical. The transcript has 2 exons. The record is from RefSeq and is a predicted model, not a curated record. The coding region runs from base 1 to 909 and encodes 302 amino acids. Lineage: Eukaryota; Fungi; Ascomycota; Sordariomycetes; Hypocreales; Nectriaceae.
AUGGCAGUUUUUUCAACCCUCAAGGAGCUCGUGGAGUGCCUCACUGGCCCCUAUCUUUUCAUGGGAAUCGCUAUGCGUUUCCUUCCCGGCACCCUAUUCGAGGUUAUCAGGAACAAGGACUUCCGAACUUUGUUCUCGCCAUCCCGCUUCAAGGAUGUUUGGUUCGGCAACUUCUGGGCUUUCAUCGGACCGCAGGUAAAAGCCAACGCUGAGAACCGUGUCAUUCCAUUACUCGAAGGUCGUGUGAGAAAUGGACAUAUGGGAGACGAAGUUGUUGGAGAGCCUAUCGACGGUGUCGUUCUUGAGAUCGGUGCGGGGACCGGAAUGUGGGCGGAUGUGUUUGCCAAAGUCAACGUUGGAGUGAACAACCAAGGAGACGCGGAUGGAGAAUUGAGGCGAAGAAAAGGAGGCAACGGUUUGACUCGCGUAUAUGGCAUUGAGCCAAAUCCCAAGUCUGCGGCAACUCUGCGACGACGAGUGAAGGAGAUUGGCCUCGAUGAUAUCUAUGAGGUCGUCCCAGUGGGCAUUGAAUCCAUCAACGAUCCAGAGGCUUGGGAUGGGCGCAUUGAGCCAGAAAGUGUCGAUUGCAUCGUCACAAUUUUGUGUCUCUGCAGUAUUCCUGAGCCUGACAAGAACAUCAAGCUUCUGUAUCAGAGUCUCAAAAAAGGGGGCCGAUGGUAUGCCUAUGAGCAUGUGCGCAUCAAUGAGAACAGGGGCGUCCUCUUGCGUGCCUAUCAAUGGGUUACUGGUCUUGUGUGGUCACAAGUCAUGGGGUCGUGCCGCAUUUGCCGAUCGACAGGGAAAUCGUUAAGAGAAGCCGGACCAUGGGAGAAGAUUGACCUAGCACAGCCUGAAGGAGAGGCAAGAUUUGGCAUUCUUCCCCAUGUUGUUGGAACAUUAACCAAAUAAAUGGGUGUCCAUAGUAUUUCACGAUUUACCGGAACCAUGUCGCGGCUGGGAGUCAAAAUAUGAGUUAUGCAUUAUGGGUAUCAAAUCGGUGCGCCAACGCCCGUCACAGCUCGUCAUCAUCAUCGUCAUCUGAGAGGAAUAUCGAGGUUCUCAUACUCGACCCCUGAGCCUCCGUUUUGAUCUUCUUCUCGCCCGCCAUCUUGGUGUCAACG